AUGCACAAUGGUGGUGCGAAUAUCCUCAAUAUGAAUAUUCAUGAUGAUUUACCGUCAAACCUUCAUGCUCAUCAUAUUUAUAAUCAUCAUCACGCUCAUGCUCAUCCUUCUCAUCCUCCUCCUCCUCCUCAUCACCAUCAUCAGCAACACCACCAGCAACAACAACACCAUCAUGCUGGUCCACAUCAACCAUCGUCUAAUAUGAAUAUGACAGCAGCACAGCAGCAACAAGCAUCUUUAUCAGAAUAUUAUCAGAGUAUGGCACCAGCUUAUCAACAACAAGUACAUAAUAAUGCAUCACAGUUUAUGGAGGCUGAUGCACCAAAUAGUCCUUAUAUUGGACAAGCACCGCAGCAUAUGUCAGCUGCAGCAGGACAGCCACCACCACCACCACCACCAUCGCAACACAAUCAUGUUAUUAUGAGGUACAGGCAUGUCACACCACUGGGGCCAGCAGGACCACACCAACCACCUAUGGGACCGCAAGCUCAACUUGAAUUUAGGUUGCAUGAAAUGAAUCGAAGGUUAUUCAUCUUCAGUAAUAGUGGGAUUCAAGAAAAAGAUUAUGCACAGUGGUGGGACGCGUAUACACAUGAAUUCUUUGAUGACGAUGCUAAAAUGAAUUUUUUAAUUUUCGAUGAUCAAAAUCCUUCUCAUCAUCGUUUCUCAAUUGGUCGAAUGUUAAUACCGCGAUAUUAUCGCUCCAUAUUUGAAAGUGGUGUUAAAGAAAUGUUUUACGUUAUACGAACACCGACUCGUGAACAAGUUGCGGCACCAUGGUCAAUGUUACUUGAAUGUGAUAAUAUAUUAUUGGUAUCAAAACAUGAUAAACCUGUUCCUUCUGAGGUUCAUACUGAAUGUAAAUUAUUAUGUGAAUUUGUUUUCGAUGAGACCUAUGGUUAUCGAAUUCGUCAGUGGAAUAUCGAAUUUCGACAUUGUCAAGAAUUCGUAAUAAGAGAUAUUAAUAUGUUACAAGAUAGUGAAAUGCAAGAAAAAUUAAAGAUUAGCAUUACACGAUCAGGCAUGACACAAAUCACUUUAAAUUAUUUAAAACUUUGUGCAAUUUUGGAACCAAUGCAAAUACUUAUGAGCUCGAGCAAAUCGCAUAAUAUAACACCUCGUGAAACGCUUAAGCAGACUUUAUUUCAAGCUCAUGCGAAACUUCAACAAUUUCAACAUCAGCAACAACAGCAGCAGCAGCAAAUGGCUAUGAAUUCUAUUGGCGGGAUGAAUGGACCGCAUGUCAUGCCUCAGGCUUCCAUCGAAGAACCAAUUUCUAAAAAACCAAGAAAGCGGACUCGAAAAGCAGCUGCAGGCAAUUCUGCCAAUGCUGGUGCAAAAAAGAAAAAUAGUUCUCCACCAGCUCCUAACGCUCCGGCAUUUCCUAUUAGUUCACAUUUCCCGAUUCAAUAUCAAGAUGUAAUGGUUGUUGGCGAACCAUCUAUGAUGGGUGGUGAAUAUGGUGAAGAAGAUGAAAGGACCAUUUCUCGUGUAGAAAAUACUCAAUUUGACCCGAAUGCGUUACAGAAUCAGAUUCCGAGUAUGAAUCAACCUAUGUCGGCAGCAUCUAUGCCUUUAGGAGGUCCUGCACCACAGGUAUAUCUGAAUGAUUUUGAAUUAUCUUCCAUUGGUGGUUGGGGAAGUGUUGGAACAACAAAUCAGCAGUCUUCUUCACUUCCACCGUCGUCAACGUGCGUUAAUACACCAAUCGGUAAUAAUAAUUCUGUUACCUCUUGCGGUCCUUCUUCUUAA
Messenger RNA from Dracunculus medinensis (Guinea worm), 1752 nucleotides. The record is from the annotation of a GenBank genome assembly. NCBI's taxonomy places the organism in Eukaryota, Metazoa, Nematoda, Chromadorea, Rhabditida, Dracunculidae.